Molecule: messenger RNA, 2731 nt
Organism: Panicum virgatum (switchgrass)
Lineage: Eukaryota; Viridiplantae; Streptophyta; Magnoliopsida; Poales; Poaceae
Product: alanine--glyoxylate aminotransferase 2 homolog 3, mitochondrial-like
Exons: 9
Coding region: 1191-2456 (421 amino acids)
Cellular component (GO): mitochondrion
Molecular function (GO): transaminase activity; pyridoxal phosphate binding
Source: RefSeq, a predicted model, not a curated record
AGCAUUAACCAGCAGCUCGCAGCCUCGCACACGCACACACGCGCCGCGGCCGCUCCGUGAGGCCGCCCCCCCGCCCGCCCGCGCAGCGCGAGAGAGAACCGCCGGGCAUGCAGCGCCUCGCCUCCUCCCGGAGGCUCCUCGGGGCCGCGCUCGCCCCCGCCAGGGCCAACUCCAGCCUCUCCGCGGCCGUCGCCGCGGCGCCCGCGGUGGAGAAUGGCGCCGCCGCGUCCCCGAAGAUGCCGGGCUUCGACUACACGCCGCCGCCCUACGACGGCCCGCGGGCCGAGGAGAUCUUCCGGAAGCGGGCCGAGUUCCUCAGCCCGUCCCUCUUCCACUUCUACGACCGCCCCGAAAAAAUGUCGUCUUCUUGGUAGUCCUUUCACACAGAAGUGUUCUUUGUCGCUUUCCGAUAGGUUUGGUAGGAAUGCCCCUAUCCCAUGUGCUCUGUUCUUAUCUCAUGUCAUGUACGAUCUGAUAAUAAUUCAGCGAGAUCUGUCCCAAGGUAUCCUUCAGAAUCCCCCAGGACGCCAGCAGCCACAAAUUCUGAAUUGUUUGUUAAAAACAAAUUCUGCAUCGCUGGCAGUACCACUCAAGAAACUGGUUGAUAGCACUGUCGCUGGAGGACAGUAUGUUUUCUCUCCGUUGUACUAGUAGAUCCUUUUUCCAAGUGCAGAUGCCAGAUGGGUUGAGAAGCCGUAGGUGACCUUUGUAUAGGAUUUUCCUGGGUUAUUGCAAUGGCAUAGGUAGGUAUUCUUCUGGUUUGUGAAAAUAGAGGGCUGCCAAGUUUGGCCUGCAAACUUGUAAUGAAGAAAAAUCUGGUUUUUAUAGGCCCCUACCGAAUAGUUUGCACAACUAUGCUUUGGAUUUCUUAGAUCUCAAACAUAUGUAGCUUUGCAACUUUUUUCUCUGUUUCUAGUAGACAGAGGUCAAGAUCAAUGUCAAGAUUGGAUUCCUGUAGAUAGUACCAAACGGUGUACCUAACCUGCUGACUCCGGUUCCAUUGGAGCUCAUGUGCAGAACUCAGAGAAGCACGUGUCCCACAUCAAAUUUUAAAAGGGAUACUUAUCUAUUUGAUAAAGUUGGCGCAAAGGAAAAUAUUAACAAUCAGCAAAGUUAACCACUGCAUGUUGUCAUUCUGUCAAUAUGUGAGACCAUCUGGGUGCUUCUUGUAAGAUUUGAUAUAAAACCUGAUGAAGUAUAUUAGUUUUCCAAUAAACCAAUACAAGCUAAAGUAUGUCAGUGCCACAUCAUUAUUGCAGUUGAACAUAGUUGAUGGAAAGAUGCAGUACCUAUUUGAUGAGGAUGGUCGUCGUUACCUGGAUGCUUUUGGUGGCAUUGCAACAGUUUGCUGUGGCCACUGCCAUCCUGAUGUGGUUGAAGCCAUAGUAAACCAGGCAAAGAGGAUCCAACACUCCACAGUUCUGUAUCUCAAUCAUGCCAUUGCGGAUUUUGCAGAGUCAUUGGCAUCCAAAAUGCCUGGGGAUUUGAAGAUAGUUUUCUUCACAAAUUCAGGCACGGAGGCGAAUGAGCUCGCACUGAUGAUUGCACGUCUUUACACUGGUUGCAAUGACAUUAUCUCCCUUAGGAAUGGAUACCAUGGGAAUGCUGCUGGAACAAUGGGUGCUACCGCUCAAUCCAAUUGGAAAUUCAACGUUGUUCAGACCGGAGUACACCAUGCGCUUAACCCAGACCCCUACAGAGGUGCUUUUGGCUCUGAUGGGGAGAAAUAUGCCAGAGAUGUUCAGGAAAUCAUUGAAUUUGGGACUACAGGGAGAGUUGCUGGUUUCAUUUCAGAAGCCAUACAGGGGGUUGGUGGAAUAGUGGAAUUGGCACCAGGAUACUUGCCAGCGGCAUAUGAUAUAGUAAGGAAAGCCGGUGGUCUCUGCAUUGCUGACGAAGUUCAGGCGGGUGUCGCACGAACUGGAAGCCACUUCUGGGGAUUUGAAGGCCACGGUGUUAUCCCAGACAUAGUUACCAUGGCAAAGGGUAUCGGGAACGGCAUACCGAUAGGAGCCGUUGUGACAACACCGGAGAUUGCUCAGGUGUUGACCCGUAGAAGCUACUUCAACACCUUCGGUGGUAACCCCGUCAGCACUGCAGGCGGUCAUGCGGUUCUCAAAGUGCUGGAGAAGGAGAAGCUCCAGGAGAAUGCAUUUGUUGUAGGCUCCUAUCUGAAGGAACAACUUAACAAGCUGAAAGAGAAGCAUGACAUCAUCGGUGACGUUAGGGGGAAAGGCUUCCUUCUUGGAGUUGAGUUGGUGACAGAUCGUGAAAAGAAAACGCCAGCCAAAGCUGAGAUCUCACAUGUCAUGAACCACAUGAAAGAUAUGGGGGUGUUGGUUGGGAAGGGUGGUUUCUACGGGAACGUGUUCAGGAUAACACCGCCGUUGUGCUUCACUAAAGAGGACUCUGACUUCUUCAUUGAUGUGAUGGACAUCGCGCUCUCGAAGCUGUGAGGCAGGCUACGCGAAGCUGAUGCCAUGUACAUCUGUUGAUCCGUGAAUAAUAGGAGAUUUGCGAGACAGCACCUCGUUGUUUCGUAAUCCGUGCUCGCCAGCUUCAGCUUCGUCCAGUCUGCUGUUCCUCCUUAUCAAGUCGUUUAACAACUCCCUUGUUUGAGAUCAAUAAUAAGUUCUUUUCUAUGUUAUAUGAGCCCUGUAUUUCUGUUAUUCAGAAACAAACCCCUGUGGCCCUGUCACUAUUAGGAGAUGCAGAGAUACGGCUUUACAUA